UCCCUCUAUGAUCGGAAGCGAGGCCGGGGGGCGCUCUGGCCGGCCCCGCUCUAUGACCGAGCGCGCCGCCGUCUUGCGUCGGGGGGGCUGACGUUGGUCAACAAAGAUGGCGGCGGCGGCGGCGGCGGGGAGCAGCAACUACUGGGAGGAUCUAAGGAAACAGGCCCGGCAACUGGAAAACGAACUGGAUCUCAAGCUGGUUUCCUUCAGUAAAUUGUGCACCAGCUACAGCCAUGGCAGCUCUCGCGAUGGAAGAUGCGACAGGUAUAGCUCAGACACAACCCCUCUCUUGAACGGAUCCAGCCAAGACCGCAUGUUUGAAGCGAUGGCUGUGGAAAUUGAGCAACUCUUGGGGAAGCUGACCGCGGUCAACGACAAAAUGGCGGAGUACACCAACAGCGCCGGCAUCCCCUCCCUCAACGCGGCUCUGAUGCACACCCUGCAACGCCACAGAGACAUCUUGCAGGAUUACACCCAUGAAUUCCACAAAACCAAAACCAACUUCGUGGCCGUGCGGGAAAGAGAGAACCUGAUGGGCUCGGUCCGGAAAGACAUUGAGUCGUACAAAAGCGGUUGUGGUGUCAACAACAGGCGAACGGAACUUUUCUUGAAGGAGAACGAACACCUCCGAAACUCCGACCGGUUGAUCGAAGAGACGAUAAGCAUUGCCAUGGCGACAAAAGAAAACAUGACUUCGCAGCGAGGGAUGUUGAAAUCCAUACAGAGCAAGAUGAACACUUUGGCCAACCGUUUCCCAGCUGUGAACAGCCUCAUCCAGCGGAUCAACCUGCGGAAGCGACGCGACACCCUCAUCCUGGGGGGCGUGAUCAGCAUUUGCACCAUCCUCCUCCUCCUCUACGCCUUCCAUUGACGGAGGACGCACAGAGUGACUUCUGGGACUAUGUUCUGGGCGCCUGCGAAGGGGCAGGCGGACCGCUGCGGGACCACCACCACCACCCCCUCAAUCUGGGGACACGGAGACCAAGUGACCUAGGCAGGCGGACUCUCUUCCUCCUUCCUCCACGGAUGGCCACGAAGGUUCCCAAAGGUGCCCACGCGGUUCAUCCCUCGUCCUGUUCUCCCACGUUAAGGACACGGAUCCCUUCUUCCCGUUCAAUGUCCUUUGUUCCUUUUCUACCAUUUUGCUCCCGUAUAAAGUUAAGACCUGGCUCCCCCCACACCCCAAUUCAGCUGUUGUGUUUAUCUUCCAAAGGAGAUAAUUCUCCUUCUUCCUAACCUGUCUCCCCAAGAAACCCUGCUCCGAUAUUUAAAACAACUUCGCCCAGACUUUGCAACUUAAAACUUUGCAACUUAAACUCUGGUUGGAGAUCCGAGAACCAGAGAGAGAGAGAGAGAAAUUCUUCACCAGAUUUUGUGAUCCUCGGGGGAUCGGGUUGGUAAGUAUUCCACCGUUUUGGGGAAGGCCACUUCCUUCUGAUCUCUUUUUUUUCACAACAUCAAGAACAGCCAAAACGCACCGGUUCGCUGAUGGCGGGAAAAUGUUCCCAAAAACAAGAGACCGGAUUUUUCCUUUCGACGUGGACAACGUUCGUGAGACAGACCCCACUCCGUAGAGACUUUUCACCAAACUGGAAACGCAGUUGCUAUUUUACCGAUCCCGCUGGAAAACGAGCGAGCGCGUUUCUUUUCUCGCAAUGUUUUCCGAAUAGCGAGGGGGAUUAAAAGAGAGCGAGUGCCAUUUUGGUAUCCGAAUCGUCGAACUGUUUUAGCAGGGGUAAUUUGACCAAAAGAGUUUCCCGCAAGUCCUCGGCUUGUUUGUCCGGUUUUGGUUUGGUUCCCAUCUUGAAAAAAAGAUACCGGACAUCCCCCUACCCACCCUUGCUUCAAAGCAAAAAUAAAAUUAAAAAAAAAAAAAACAAU
Messenger RNA from Ahaetulla prasina, 1881 nucleotides. It is a transcript of the gene GOSR1, whose product is annotated as golgi SNAP receptor complex member 1. Gene Ontology annotation, biological process: endoplasmic reticulum to Golgi vesicle-mediated transport; vesicle fusion. Gene Ontology annotation, molecular function: SNAP receptor activity. The coding region runs from base 107 to 871 and encodes 254 amino acids. The record is from RefSeq and is a predicted model, not a curated record. The transcript has 9 exons. Gene Ontology annotation, cellular component: Golgi membrane; cis-Golgi network; SNARE complex. NCBI's taxonomy places the organism in Eukaryota, Metazoa, Chordata, Lepidosauria, Squamata, Colubridae.